AUGAGGGAGCUGUCCUGCUUCGGCGACGGCUCCGUCAGCGUCGCGGCGGCCUCCGUCUCGGGCCGCGGCGCGCUCCACCGCUCGCUGCAGGCGGCGACCACGGCCGUGUACAGGGCCGUCCUGUCCUCGGGCAAGGAGAUGCUCGUCCGGAAGAAGCGGGGGAGCCGGACGCUCGUCACCGGCGCCGGCACGGCCGUCGGCGUGCACUGGGACACCGCGGAGGCCAAGUACCCGUCCGCGUCCCCGGAGCCCGAGCGCGACUACGGCCUCGCCGUCGUGGCCGACGCCGAGCUCGCGCUCCUCCUCGGCCUGCGGGGCGCGGCGGCGGCGCACGUCACGCGGUGCCGGUUCCGCGACGGCGGCGACGAGCACGAGGUGGCCGUGCACGCGUGCAGGGGCGGGGACGGGCUGCUGCGGGUGAGCAUCGACGGGGAGAAGGUGGCGGAGGUGCGGCGGGUGGGGUGGGGCUUCCGGGGCAACCGCGCCGCCGUGCUGGCCGACGGGGAGGUGGUCGACGUCAUGUGGGACGUGCACGACUGGUGGUUCGGCGGCCGGGGCGGCGCCGGCGCUGGCGCGGGGGCGCAGUUCAUGGUCAAGGCCAGGGCGGAGAAGGAGGGCAGGCUGUGGAUGGCCGACGACACGGCGGCGAGGGGCCAGUCGCCCGGUGGAUUCUUCUUGCACGUGCAGUGCUACCGCCGGUGA
Panicum virgatum (switchgrass) is the source of this 702-nucleotide messenger RNA. RefSeq lists its product as uncharacterized. The record is from RefSeq and is a predicted model, not a curated record. The transcript has 3 exons. NCBI's taxonomy places the organism in Eukaryota, Viridiplantae, Streptophyta, Magnoliopsida, Poales, Poaceae. The coding region runs from base 1 to 702 and encodes 233 amino acids.